Psilocybe cubensis is the source of this 1953-nucleotide messenger RNA. RefSeq lists its product as uncharacterized. Gene Ontology annotation, molecular function: cysteine-type endopeptidase activity. The coding region runs from base 1 to 1953 and encodes 650 amino acids. The transcript has a single exon. NCBI's taxonomy places the organism in Eukaryota, Fungi, Basidiomycota, Agaricomycetes, Agaricales, Agrocybaceae. Gene Ontology annotation, biological process: proteolysis. The record is from RefSeq and is a predicted model, not a curated record.
AUGACUGCCAGUCGUAUAUUUGCGUUGCUAAUAGGGAUUGACUCCUACAAAUCGGGAAAUGUUUGGAAUCUUCAUUCUUGCGUAGAAGAUGCCAAAAAAAUGAAGCGUUGGUUGGCGAACGAGCUGAAUGUCCCAAAAGAUCACAUAUGUCUUCUUCUGGACCACCAUGCCACGAAAAAUAAAAUAGAAGAUUCGUUCAUGGCGCACCUAGUCAACAAUCCUUCCAUUGAACCGGGUGAUUCCAUUUUUCUAUAUUUUGCGGGGCAUGGAAGUUGCAUGCCUGCUCCUGUUGGUUGGUUCCUUGGCCAAGAGGAGAAAAAGAAGGGAACUGUCGAAGUCCUUUGCCCUUACGACCACGACACUAAGUCCCAUCAUGGCCGGGUCUCAGGUAUCUCCGACCGCUCACUCUACGCCAUGCUUGACGACCUUGCCUCUGUUAAAGGGGACAAUAUUACACUCUUUUUCGAUUGUUGCUUUUCACCCAAUCAAAAUUCAGUUAACGAUCGCGAUCGCUCCAUCACUCGUUGGACCAAGACGACGAAGGCCACCUCAGAGGAUUUGUAUCGUGACCUAUGGGUCGGCGCUCGUGGCAAACUUCAAAACUCCAGUUAUGGGUUUUUCAAUCCGUUAUCUGUGCAUACGCUGCUGGCAGCAUGUCCGCCUGGGCACAAGGCUGUCGAGGGCAAAGAUGGAGGCCGUUUUACUUCAUGCUUCCUUGAAGCAGCAUCGCACAUGCCUCUUUAUCGCACAACAUAUACUGCUCUUAUCGACUACCUUCUCGAAAUCGAUGGGGAAUCUCAAAGAUUCGUCUGUUUUGGUAGUCAGAAAGGGAAGGUUUUAUUCAAUCAGGUACCAUUCACGCCCGAUAGCCUCUUUACCCCUACUACCUUCGAUAAAGUCUCCAAGUUGCUUAAGGUUAACCUUGGCACAAUUCAUGGCGUUGUCGAGGGCAGUGAAAUAUCUCUGCAUCUUCAUAACUACCGUUGUUCUUUCAAUCCACCGAUUGCCCUUUCAGUUGUUUCUGAAGUCAAUCCUACUAGCUGUGUCGCCCGGAUUAAACUUCAAAACAUCGACAUACCUGAAUUGUGCUGGGCGAAAGUCAUCCAGUGGAACAAUCGGCGGCCUUUUUGCGUCUAUUUUAAAUCGACACUUCUUUCUCUACUACGUAUAUUUAAACUGAAGAAGUCGUUUCCGAAAGAACAAGAUUCCGUGACUCCCUUCAAAAGUGGUGUCAGUAUCUCAAGGGUCACGAACCCCAAUACCGCAGACCUUUUACUCUCACUCAGACAGAGAUGCUCUGUACUUGCGCAGAAAAAUGCUGUGUAUCCUGAGAAGGAUCGUCAUUUUGUCGAGAUCGAAGAUAAGAGCCCACUUGCCGUUAUAGACGAUGCUGCUCGUUUCAAUCUUCAUCUUCUUCGUCACAAUGUCGAUAACCCUUUGCGGGACCUUGUAGAGAUGGAAAUUUCUCGUUUGGAUCCUAUUUCUUGGUCGAAGGUUGGGCAUAGUUAUCUCCUUAACGGAAGGGCGACGCUGAUUCACCAAAACGGAGCCGUCUAUGACAUCGCUCUUCACAACAAGUCCAAAAUUGAUAUAUGGCCAUAUCUAUUCUACAUGGACCCUAACUGCUACCGCAGCACCUUGAUAUAUAAACCAGAUUCCUAUCAGUGUGCACCUCUCCCGCGUGAUGGCUCUCUCAGUAUUGGGGCUGGUCGAUUUGGUGCGGAAGCUCUGUCCUCAGCAGGCAAAAAUAAUGUCAACCUUGCAUAUCUUAAACUUUUUCUAUCAUCCGUCCCAGUUGAAAUGGAGCUCUUGGAACAAGACCCACUCCCAUAUUGGAUUGAUCAGAAAACGCAAGUAGCAAGGAAUAUUCUCACGGAUUCCGGAAGAGAAAUAAUAUGGGAUACAGCACUUGCGUCUCUCACAUUCCUCAGACAUCCAGAUGGAAAUUCUUGA